AUGCGUUGCUUUAAACCUCCGGCCCUGGCUAUGAUUGCCAUGUUCCUUUUGAUUGCCUCCGUAGCAGGUCCAGUCUAUGCUGACGAAACGCCACCCGCGCCUGGGGAGGAAAAGUGCGCCCCAUGCUCUCAAAGCCCCCCUCCGCCAUCACCGCCGCCACCAUCUCCGCCGCCACCGUCACAUCCGCCGCCUUCACCCAAAAAACCACCGUCCACUCCGUACUGCCCUCCGCCGCCAUCAACAACGCCAUCAACGCCAUCAACGCCAUCAACACCAUCAACACCGUCAUCACCUUCCACGCCGUUGAUAUACAUCACCGGUCCACCGGGGGAUUUGUACCCUGUUGACCGUAAUUUCAAUGGUGCUAGCCGGAGUUUGGUCACGGGGUUACCGAUUUUGGUUGGCUGUGGAUUGUUGGGUCUUCUUCUGGCCUUUUGGUGA
Molecule: messenger RNA, 441 nt
Organism: Prunus mume (Japanese apricot)
Lineage: Eukaryota; Viridiplantae; Streptophyta; Magnoliopsida; Rosales; Rosaceae
Source: RefSeq, a predicted model, not a curated record